AUGUCUUUCGGCAGUGUACGGAGUGUUAUUUGUACGCUACUGGUUUUAGCGGGGCUGUGGAUUUUAUUCUUAGUAGCUGCUCAUCUUAUUUUGGACAUAGAGCAGGGAAGAAAGUACUUUGAAGGUCUUAAGCUCGUGAAGUUUGGCGGAGGAGAAAAUAAAAGAGAGUCUUUACGAUUACAAGAAGAGCUUUACUUGGAAAAGAUUGAAGGUCAGUAAAGAUGUUUUACAGAUCGCCAGCGCAGUAGUCUUAUCAGUUGACUGCGGUUUCAAUAUUCUGUCAAUGACAAAAUUCAGUUAAUUUCUACCUAAAGGACAAUAUUAAAACUCGCGGUGAAGAAAAAGCAAACUCCCAAGAAAGUUUAAUUCGAGAAUGAGAACCUACACUUACUUUACCCCAGUCUUCCUGAAAGUUCAUCGCUUCGCUUUAUCUCCUUUCGCGUCGAACUCAGGUAGAAGAGUAGUUUUCAAUGGUUGUACCAAACAAGAGUUCUCUGAGUUUAGAUGGUACAACUGAGAAUUGAAUGCUAUGUCCGCAUUAUACCGGAUAUAUAGCUUUGCGCCCUCACGAAAACUAUACCAGAUAGAGCUUUUGCUCACACAUAAGAACGGUGAUCUCGGCUCGAUUUCUGUAACGAAGCGAAGCUGCUCUGACCUUGGGAUCGUCUCAUAUCGGAUAGGUUUGUGCCACUCUUCGCCGCAGUGUGAACAGGUCAAUCGGACCGUAGCGGAAGUAACUAGAGCGGCAAAACAGCAAUAGGUUUAAUUAGCAAGACAACAACUUUGCACGUGCAUCACACUUUUUUGUACAUUUCUUUGCCGUCACUGCACGACUACGAGGUCAAAAUGCCUAAUUUCACGUUUUAUGGAGAACGUAAACAAGGAACGACGAAUUUUUCUUUCUCUUUCUAAACUUGAGUCCGGUCGCCAAGAAAUCAACUCCAGGGAAACUCGCCCACAUUUCACAUUUUCAGUGAACUGGAAUUAACGCGAAAAAGUUCGAAAAGGCGCGAAGUUAUCAUUUUAAAAGUGACGUUUUCGCUGCCGUCGCCGUCGUCGAUGCUAAAGCUCCCUAAUGAGAAGCUGCGACGACUGGAACCCAGUGAGACGAAGUAAAUAUUCAGGAGUGGGGACUGGGAUUUAGAGCACCGAACCCAAACAUUUGUCGGUUGCUUCAGCAAAUAUUUAACUGUCCUAAGCUGUUCCUCAGUAGGAUGCUUAAAAUACGUGCAAUUCCACUGUUGAGAUUUGCUCCGUUAAAACCUUUUCUAAUCGCAGAUCAUUUUAGAAUGAGCCACCCACAAUGUGAGCACAGCUUAUACUGACAGAAUAUGUUACCAUAAGCGAGUUAAAAUAUUCUUUCAAAUGCACAACAGGUGAGGACGAAGUGGAUUGUGAAAUACCAGAAGAUAAAUCCUAUCCGGACUGCGAAAACAGAGUGGAGGUAAGUAGGUUUUAAGGAUACAAAUGUACCAGCAAACGAUUACUUUGAGGCAUCGCUUCAGCUUAACGUUUUACAUGUAAUUUUUUUUUUCUUUGUCAACAAACUAACGAUUAGUUUGACGUUUUUACUUUAAGCUGCUAAGAAACAAUUGGCAAAAGAACCCAUGUUACAUGGAAUAUGGCGUAGACGGUAGGACUUGCUCCCUGGUUAUAUAUCUCAGCGAGGUAAGUCUUCUUUAACUGCAAGCGGUUACGACUGCUUCUGUCUCAGGGCCUUGUCACAAAAGUUAUUGUCUUUUAACUCUUAUUUUUUCUUAUAUUUACUUUUAUUUUUUUCCUAGGUGGAGUCGUGGUGUCCACGGUUAACUUGGCGAAAAUACAUGAAAAAGAAAGAACGAAGAAGACAAAAGGUAAACUUCACUUGCAAAUGAUCCUCAUGUGUUCAUUCUCAGAGUUCUAGCCGUUAUAGCCUUCAUGUUUAUGUAUGAAAAAUUUCGUUUUUUGUCUUAGGCAGUACUACAGAAUAACUCUGAUAAACUGCUCUCCAAGUUAAACUCAAUACCUGGAUCUCAGCCAAUCAGAUCGCGGAUAUCAAGCAUGUGGUCUUACUGGCAAGACAGCCUCCAUUUCAUGCGGAGCAAAGACAAUAUUGACAUGCGCAGUGAGAAGAAGGUACAUUGUAACUCUCAUUGAUAACACUGGUUACUGGAUGUGAAUCCAUUUAUACGAUCUGUUUUAGACGCUUAGCUGCAAAUUGGUAGCUAAGGGGAAAUAAGGAACCUGCGUUACCGUCCCAAAAGAGAUAACGAUUUAGUUUCUGGAGAAUAUUGAACAUCAUCGCAGUAUAAUAGGCGUUGAAAUACGUGAGGCUCAUCCUUGCUUGCGCAGGCUUAUUGUGAAUAUUCAAAGCACUAUCGAAUAUCCAUGUAAGACCACCUCUGAGAACCGACCACCCCGGAUAACCAACCACCUAUACAAGACACCAAAAUUUUCUCUGUCAAACCCCUAUAGUAAGAAUCUCUCGUAAGUGACUGCGACCAAUUUUGGGGUUGACACUUGGUCUGAUCUGUAUGUUUGCUGUAUAUACUAUGCUACUUAGAGUAUGUGAAAAUCUUGCAAAAAGUAGAUUUGUCCAAACCUCUUCUCUUAAGACACUCCCUGUGGUUCAGUUCUCGUAAGCCACCACUUUUUGAUCUUCGCAUUUGGCGUCGUCGCUUACGGAAAGUUCAACUGCACUGUAUUUAUUUCAGAUUUUGCUAUUUAUUGGCCUGCUAAUGGACGCUCCUAAAAACCAAACUAAGCUGACAGAUGAGCUGCUCCAAUGGAGUGAUCUUCUUGCCUCUCUUUAUGUUCUUGGACAUGACGUCAAUGUUAAGACCGACCGUGUGGAAUUACUCAGGUACAUAUAAAUUCCAACUAUCAACCCAGUCUGGCGACAUACUCUUAGCUACUCUUAACGAGGUGUGGGCAGUCCACCUGAUACAAUGCUUUCCUUCAUAUUGACUUAAAAUCAGGCAAGUCGGCUAACUAAUGAAAGACAGAAUCCCAACUGAGAUACCUACUUUUCAUUCCUUCCUUCUAGCCAGGCGUCUCAGGAAAGGGGAGGGGGUUGUCAUACUAUUAAGGGGGAUAAAAUUUGCAAAUAUUUAUCGGCGACAUGAGUGUUUUUGUUGCAACCGACGCUAGAUGUUCAGAUUUUUUAUUAUAUUCGGUAGCCAGCGCAUGCGCAGUGAUUACAAACAUCAAGGCCAGUACAUGAAAGAAACGUCGGAUUUUGAUUCGUGGCAUCCUCGAGACCAGACGAAACGGAGGCGCCCGGAAGAAGAAUGAAAAGGAGGUUGAUUAUACUGCUGAGCAGUAUUUGCUAGUCUAGUGCCAAAUAAAAUAAAAACUUUCCGACUGUUUUUGCAGUUUAUUGACAGAGGGUAGUCAGUUUGCUCACCGCGGCUGUGAGAAAGGAGAUUCUGGAUUUGAUCUGGUGUACAUUGACCUGCCAGGACUUCAACAGCUAGUGACCUCAGCACCAGACCCAGGAACACUGUCUCUUGUGUGGUCUAAGUAUAGGUAAGAACUGAAAGUCACAUCAUCUCCGCUGUUAUAUGUUCAUGUUGUUAAGGCGCACCGGUCUGCUACCGGCCAGCCUCAGAGUCUGCCACACUCGCGAGAUCCAACAAGAGCGACUUCUCCAUCCAUACCUCCCAAGGCCGUGGUAACAUAGAUGUGCGUAUGCGUACUUACUAGUAAGCAUACGCUGGAUGCUAUGGCCAAUGCAUGGCCUUGCGCAUGCAUAUUGGCCAAAGAAGUAGCUUAAUUUUUUCAAGGUCAAUAGUGGUGGACAAAGAGUGCGUGUGUGAACGUCACCACUCUCGGGUAUUCAUUGACGAGUAUUGAUUUCUUAAGAAAAUGACGGACUACUUUUAGUCUAGAUAUGGUUCGCCUUCUGUGAAAUAUGAUUAACGACCGCAUGAUUGUUUAUUAACUUUUUAGCUGUCGUCUUCGUGUUCUGGCCCCGUUUGGAAUGGACGCCGAGUUUAACUGCAGAGAUUACACAGGACCAAUCAUGGGCGAGCGAUCUCACCAAGGGAACUGGAAUCUAAACCUCAAACAGUUUCUUACCAAAUAUCGUGAGUUGGGAUCAAUAGGCCAUUUCCAAGUUCCAAAAAAUCUCACUUUCAAAACGAGGCUAAGUGCGAAACCUUUGUUGUGAAAAUGAGUUUUAUUUGCAUCAUAAUUAAAAAUCAUUUUCAUAUUAAUGGCUUCGCGCUUAGCCUCGCUUUGAAAGUGAGAUUUUUUUUGGAACUCGGAAAUGGCCUAUUUAGGUUUCUGGGAAACUGCCCACCUACCUCUCCCCUAAGCCAUCAUUUUGCCCUAAGUGAGAAGUAAGUGUUGAUGUUAGCUUAGAGGAGGGGUAGGUGGGCAGUCUCCCAGAAACCUAAAUUGAUCCGUGAGUUGCACUAUGAGGUGUUCUUCCUUGCUUUUACCCGGUGCCCCUCGUGUCGUGGGAAGCAUGCACGUUCCAUGACAGCCUGGGCUUCCUGUUUUUCUGGCCAUAGAGGCAUCUGGGAAAGAGUGACACCUGCCUCACCGUAACAUUGUCUCGCUUCCUAUUUGCUUUUAUUUCUGCUCCCAAAAUUAACACAAGAAAAGUUUGUUCUCUAAGUUAGAUAGUGGACGUUCAAAUAACCAGAAAAAGAAUCAAAACUUAUCGCGUUCUUCUGCGCCCGUCGAAGUUUGAUGUUUUAUUGAGUUUUCUAACACUUCUUAUUGGCACUUUAUUUAUCUUUAAACUCUACUAGCGUUAUCGGUAGACAACUCUUUCCUUGGAUUUGCUGUGAAACAUCCACAAAAUGAGACUGUACCAAAGAAAACAUCAAUGGCUUUUGCUGUUGGAGGCGUAAAGCAAUUCAGUGUAAGUAACAAAGGGGUUUGUUUAGCCUUUUAAGUCCCGAGAGUGAUCAGCAUCAAAUUUCUCCCAACAAUAUCAGUUACAACAUCAAGAGAAAAGAUUAUGAGAAUCAAUAAAGGGAAAAUGCUUGGAUGAAAAGUGCUUUGAUAUUUCACUACGCCAAAAGCCAUGAGUGUAAUACCCAGCUGAAACUUGAUUUUACUUACAUCUUUCAAGUUAUGUCGAAGUCUCAGUUUGUUGAAAAAAGGCUGAUAUACAUCCUGGACUUGGUUUUCUUAUUCGUGAACUCCUAGUUUUCUUUUACCUCCGUUGAAUUUUAUUUUUAUUUUUCAAAAAUUUUUUCAUGACCGCUUAAGAAAUAUUAUGCACUUAUCAAAAACGUAGUUAAUGUUUCAUUCUACUGUUCUCCCUAGGCUCACAAGCAUUUCUUAAGAGCGAUUUACAAAUACAUCAGAAUACACGCUGCCGUGGUAAGUGGAUAAACCAUCCUCUUUUUAUUUCUUAUCUUCUGGAAUCGACACUUAAGUCUUCAUUCAAGGUCAAAGAGAGAUCAAGAGGUUUCCUUUCGUUACCUCGUCUUCUCUCCCUUAUUGCCUUAGAUAGAUAGAUAGAUAGAUAGAUAGAUAGAUAGUUUAUUUAUUAAAACUGCAUCGCAGCCAAAGGCUGAAUUACGCAAUUAUUUACAAAAACUUUACAAUACUUGAAAAUUACAAAUGAAUCCUAGAUAAUAAGUCAAAAACUGAUUUUUAAGAUAAUAUUAAAAAUUCUAUAUAAUACAUUCAUAUUAAAAUAUGUUAAAAUAUAAAACAUGAAUAUGUGGAAUCCCGUGAGAAUCUGCUUGCAAUGCAAGUCUUCUUUGUUUAGUCCGCAGAGGAAGGGAAAAUGGAUCUGCCGUUUAUAAUCAACCAUGGCAAUAUAAACUCCACCGCUAAAGGUCAACUGCUUCAAAGGUCCAAGGUAAAACUCAUCUCGUACCCAGAUCUCACUCUGUCUUGGCCGUGGGAGAACUUGGUACAAGACUGAGGAAAAAAGGGGUUCGAUAUGAAACGACAACAAUUCUUCCACCUUCAUGUUCGAAGAAAAUUCAAGCUCUUACUGGCAACACGUUGAAAAUUCCAUUUCGUGCUUUAAGGGUGUUGAAACUUGAAGAUCGUUCUAACAAUAUGUUUAAAAUUCAAGAUCUUCCGGCCGCAAGAUUAUGAUAAUUCGAGAUCUUCUUACUACAUGGCACGAAAUUCAACCUUGUUCAACUUAGUUAAACCCAUCCAGCCGCAGUCACUCUCACAGAUCUCAUCCGUAUUCAUUCGUAAUGCUAAUUGAUCUUAUUUGACAAUUGGAGUGUGUAGGAGUGAUACACAGAAGGUAGGGUGGAGGGGAAGUGCGUGAUGCCCAAGUCAGUAAUCCGCUUAUCACGAGUAGAUAACUGCUAUACAAGAGCCUCUCCUUCCUAUAUACUUGCCUGGACCAUUGUUAUUAUAUUACUUCAUAUUUGACAGAAUUAUGUGUGUUUUGGUGACUUUUUAUAUUGGAUGACACUUUGUGAUGACCAACAUAUAAUGAUAAUUUCUAAGAAAAAAAGCCCUAGGACCAAGGUUUCAUAUAAUGGCUUAGUGACCGUCUUACGUAGAAGCAUGCAUAUCCGAGAUAUGAUAUACAUGUCAAACGGGCUUUUGUCUUCAAACCCUUCUUUAAAACUCCCACUUCAAAAUUAUAUAAGAGAUAUACUGAUUUAAUACCGGACACACCGUCCGGACGUCUAUUAGACUACGAGCAGUCUGUCUUUUUCCUUGGUCCGUCGAGCAAAACGCCCGAGACACGCAAAUGACCACGCGCGGCUGCCGCCCUCGUUUCUUGCGUCUCGCGGCUUCGCCGCUCAACGCUCGCGCGUGCGUGCACUCCCCUUACUAAAUCUGAAGAAAAAGAGAGACUGCUCGCAGUCUAGACGUCUAUGUAUUUCUUAUUAAAAUUUGGAGUCUUUGAAUGGCUCUAUCUCGUUCAAUAUAGGCCCGAUAAACACCAAACUUGAGAAUGUUCCUAACAUCAAUGUGCUCUUUCUGACUAUGUGGGACUCGUGUUGCUUAUCCCAUAAUAAACGUACUCGACCCAGCCCCUCUCGCUUUGAAUUUAGGCAAUUAUCCUCAUAUUACUCUCGUGUAGCUAAAAUCCCUCUUAAUUGAAAGGAGCUGCUUGGAACCUAUAAACGUGGCAAAUCUCUUUGUUAAACAAGAAGCUCUUGGUCUGGAGAUUAAACAAAACGUAAAACUUCCUGCUUUUUUUUGUACAGUAGCUAAUCUAAAAAAUCGCUUUCAGUUACUUAUAGGUCUGGGAUCACCUUACGAAGAAGCUUUGGCUUUAGAAGCGAUAUCAAACGGAUGUAUCUUCAUUAAUCCUAAAGUAAGAAGCUUUAAUUUGCCGUUGUCAUUUUUCGCCUUAAGUUUUUCCGAUAGCAGCUUCCGUUUUUUUGAGAUAUGCUCUUCAUUUAUCUGUCGAAAAGUAUAUGACACAAGUGGCGCUUAUUCUGAAUUUUCUAAAAGAAGGACCCUGGCCAGUUUACCUUCAUCUUUCACUUAAGAGUGUUUUUCGCGGAUUAGAUGACUACAAGUGAUACGUGAAAUCGUCUAGACCAUGAUUUUACAGCCGAAAGCUCACAGGUACCGACGAGGAGGCAAUGGGUAUUCAUUCUUUUUUUCGCGUAGUGUAAAUAGGAGAACCAACAGCCGAUGAAAAUGCUUUAAAAAAAAUACAUAAGAAAUGUUAAUUGAAAUAUACUGUUCCGGACGUUAAGAUAGUGUUAGCGGCGCAAAGAAAAGAGAGCAAGAAAAAGCAAUGAGGGGUGGGGUAGUCUGUUCUCCAAUACCUAAACGCUUGUAAUAGGUUAAAGAAGUCUUUAGAAGCUACUGUAUUUGGUUACAGUACCUGAGUUUAUUUGAAUGAUUUCCUCUGAUAGAAUAUCACGUGAGAAGAAAAUUGAAAUGCCUUAAUAUUUAUUACCUUUUGUCAAGUUUUGUUCCUCGCUUUAUUCUGUUUUGAUCUAUCUCUGAACAGUUUUAUUCGAUUCUUUCAGUUUAAGCGUCCUAAAAAUCGGAUCAAUUGCAAAGCGCUUAAAGAUCUACCGUCAUCAAGAAACGUAAGUAUUUAGUCGAUUUCCUACUUACUGUGAAUUGGUUUGUGAAUACAGCCGGCCGCCUCUCGCCAUAGCUUAGUGUAGCCUUGCCCUCCCUCCCCCUCCCCCGUGAAGAAAAUUUGGGGGAGGGUAGGGUACCACCACACUGAGACUACUCUCCCUGGGCACGUUUUUCGAUAGAGACGUCUACUGAUUUAGAUAAUUACUAGGUACUUGCUAUAACCCUGCGUUCAGUUUAAAUCACUUUGAUCUUUUUCUUUCCCCAGUUAAGUUCGCAGCAUCCCUAUCUAGAGAAAUUUGUUGGAAAACCUUUUGUUUACACAGUUGACAUCUGGAAUAAGACGGAGGCGACGCAAACGCUUCAAGAAAUUUUAACGAAAAAGGUGAAACACUGCAUCUACUUUUCUUGUAAGUACCCCCAUCAUAACCGACUUUAUAACGUGUCACAUUCUAAACUGUUUUCUGUGGUUUAGGUCAUAUCGUAUGUCCCGUUUGAAUUUACUUGUGAGGGGAUGUUGGAGAGAUUAAACGCUUACAUCGAAAACCAGGUAAGAAGACGUAAGAACUCCGCACGUUUCCGAUGAGUGUUUUCCAGUUAUCUUUUUACUAGUACUUCUAGAGAAGUUUUAUGUUCUGGCGUUGCCUAGUUCCUCUACGGCGUUUUCCCAGUCCCUCUCGGUCAAUUCACUUCGGUGACGUAUCGAAGGCGAACGGGCAUUUGCUUAGAUCACGUGACCCGAAACGCUUUGGCCGCGCGGAAGAAUGAAGCCUAGGGACUAGGAAAGUUCUGGCGCAUUACUUUUUCUUCCUUUACUUGCUCCCAACACUUGAAAACUGCUGUCUUUUUGCUUCCCUGGUUAAUUAGAACUUCUGUGACAAGUCUUACCACUGGCCAGUUCAAAAUGAUGAACUUAACAUCACAAUGGCGCGUGCAGGAACAUCGUGCACUGAAGCGUGUUUUAAAGAAGGUAUCUGCCUAUUUAGAAUUAGCCUGCGAACAGCCUCCCAAGUGGAGUGGGGCGAAACAGAAAAUCGACGAGCCAAGCGAGCCGAGAGUGGCCUGGUGCGAGAAAACUCAGGCCCCCAGGCCUCCUCCAGGCCACGCUUUUUCGCCCCACUUCACUUUGGAGCCUUUCUGGGACUAAUAUACCGUAUUUAUUCGAUUAACCGCCCUGGGCGCUUAUUAAAUUUUUGAACCUUGAGAGUGGGUGCUUAUUCGAGGUGGGCGCUUAUGCGAGGCAGGGCGCUUAUUAAAUUUUCACCAUUUUCAGCAAGUGAAGUAUGUUUAUUUUGCAACAAAACAAUGAAUGCUUAUAACAAAACGCGAAGAAGUAACAAAGCAAGGUUUCUGCAAAAUACUCUGAAGAAAACUCCGUCCUCGGGGAAGUCUCUUAUUAGAAUUUAUUCACUCAAGUGGGUGGGGUGGGGGUGAGCGCUUAUUUGAGUUUGAUUGGGAGGAGGAGGGGGUGGGCGCUUAUUCGAGGCUGGGCGCUUAUUAACUUUUUCUGCCUUUAGGAUGGGCGCUUAUUCGAGGUGGGCGCUAAUUCGAGGUUGGGCGCUUAUUCGAAUAAAUACGGUAAAAUACAUUGUGGUUUACUUUCGUAACAAUCCAGCUAACCCAUGACCAUAAGCCUUGCACCAUCACUAGUCAAUUCACUGAGACGUGCUGCUAAGCACUAAAAUUAAUCGAAUAUCAAGAAAAGGAAAAUACUUAAGUUGCAAGUUGCAAGUUAAGAUAUAAAUUUAAGAGGAAGGUGUAUCAAAAAGUUAGAACAUUUAGUCGUUUGAGAUAUAAAGAGCAAGAGAAAACAAAAAAAGAAAAAAGAAACAUAUGGUUGAUUUAAGUGCGUGCUACCAAUGGGCGUUGGCUGAAAUUGUUUUUCAAUACACACCUACUACAAUCCUUGCCCGUCUUAAUUAUCUAAAAAGAUUUGUAUUUACUAUGGUAUUAAGUGACCACUCAAUAAUACACGUGCUUGCUAUUUGUUGUGCAGGUUUGACGUGUGAGCCAGAGUACUUCCAUCUCCUUAAUUCCAGGUACUGAAAACUUUCAUCAAGAAACUUGUAAACUUGUACUUCGUUUUUGUUUUCAGGUCUGUGGGAAAAUGCCUUACAAACAAUAAGUUGAUACACUUUACCCUAAAAGGCCUUUCUGACGUUUUGCCAACUUCAAACUGAGGGCAAAAUGAAGCUUUCCCUCCCCACUUCCCUAAAAACAAUGUUGCACCGCUGUUCAAACUACCUCAAGAAAGCAACAAACUGAGUGAGACUGGGUCUGUGUUGUGUCGAAUUGCACUAUGGGACUGUCUUUGGGACGCCUGUACUUCUUUUAUUUGCUAUUAUGAGAUUGCGUAGGAAUAGAAUAAACUGGGACAAUAGGGAGCUUAAGCAAAGACGCGGUUUUUGAGCGACGCUCGUCAACCGGAAAUGAGGUAUUUUGGCUUUUUAAAGGCAUAAUUAGCCUGCGGGCAAGCUCUCCUAUUUGGGCGAGCGAAGCGAGUCUCGCGAGAACGCGCGAGCGAGCGGGGAAGCCCCCUCGCUUGCGCGUUCUCGCGAGGCUUGCUUCGCUCGCCAAAUAGGAGAGCUUGCUCGUAGGCUACCAAAUGAGUGUUGUCAAAUGUCUUUGCUUUCGCGAUCGUCUAAAGAUUUGGGGAUAGCACUUUCCCAAGAAUGUCGGCAAAAAGCGCCCACUUACCGUUGACUUGUGUUGUUCAAAAACGUCUUCGCUUAAGCUCUCUAAUAUGCCUUUUCAGCACAGCCUUCAUAACGUUAGAUCAGUUUUAGAUAGCGAAUGCUUACAUUCCGACUUAACCUUGGCACAAGAAACUGAGCUUUAUCAGUGAUUUUGUGACAAAUAGUUAUGGUGUGUCCUAGGCCUCAUCUUGUGAAAAAUCAUGAGUUCCAGUCCAUAACCAAUGAGUCCCAGUUCAAAAAAAAACAAGGAGUCAUGCUUGGGCCUUUAUGUAACCAGACAGUUAAUCUGGAGGCAGACGCCAAAACUCUUAAUUACUGUUUACUGAAAUUAAAACAUAAUCCUUCUAUAUAUUUUAAGCACAAAAAAUACUAAAAUAAAUAGGCAUCUUUAAACAACAGCCACAAGAAUAUUCUACCAAAAAAUCUUCAAAUCUAUCGAUCGUUCUUUGCGUCCCAAGGAGAGCAUACCAUGAAUUAUUUUGCGUCUUUGGGGAUUUUUAUGCGUCAGGGACGCAGGACGCAGAGGUAACAAAAUCACUGCUUUAUUUUUCUUCCAGUAGCGUACCCAGUUGUACAGAAGUUGUAUCUGAAGAGAGCGUUACGGCUCCUGCCACUGAAGAAUCCACCUCAAGAUGUGUGUACCAAAAACAGCCUUUACUAUACAGUUGCACUGGUCAUGAUCCAAACUACAGGAGAUUCUGCCCUUGCAGACAUUACAGAGAAGGGCAAAUAGCGCUAUGUAGGAGCUGCUUUUGA
Porites evermanni is the source of this 11423-nucleotide messenger RNA. NCBI's taxonomy places the organism in Eukaryota, Metazoa, Cnidaria, Anthozoa, Scleractinia, Poritidae. The record is from the annotation of a GenBank genome assembly.